GGAAAGUGGGCGUGGCGUAAAAAGUUUGCGAAGCCCGAAAGUGAAUGAGUGACAGUUCAUCCAUCCUCCGCUUUACCAGAGCGCAUGGGGCAUCCGCUAGGAACCGCGCGGAAUUACCAGAUGCAAACUUUCACAGACUAACAAUGAAUUUAAAAUACAUAUUCCAACCCACACAUGGACUCUCUGUUUGUUUCAUUUCAUUACUAUUUUUAAAAAUCAGACCUUUUUUUGUGCGCCAUGCACUGUGAAUGCGGGCAAAUGACGCAGGUUAUACUUGAACUACUUUAACAUGUGACCAAAAGUGGAUUAAGGAUUUAGAAGAUGAUCUUGAGGAGGCUGUUACAUCCACUGCCCGUCUUCGCUCUGACUUUGUUCAUCUUGGUUUUGCUGGAUUUGCAGCUGCGCACCCGGAGUGACCAAAACCCCUUUGCGCCCUUCGCACGCGAACCAACUGCAUCUCUAUCAAGGACCUUGGCUGUAAACCAACACAGAGACGUUGUUCUUGAAAAUCAGAAACAGAAACGUCAGAAAUGGAGGGGGUUGAAGCCGCAACAAUCUUUAAAACUCACUGACAUCUUCAUUGCAGUGAAAACCACCGGCCGGUUCCACAAGACCCGCCUUGCUCUUCUUCUGGAGACCUGGAUCUCUAGGACUAAAGACCACACCUACAUCUUCACAGACAGUCCAGAUGAAGACAUCUCCUCUGAAGGCUUCAAUGUUGUCGUCACUGACUGCUCGCCGGAGCACAGUCAUCAAGCUUUAUCCUGCAAGAUGGCUGCCGAGUAUCACCACUUCAUGGCCUCUGACAAAAAGUGGUUUUGUCAUGUUGAUGAUGAUAAUUACCUGAAUCCUGGAGCCCUUCUUUCUCUCCUGACUGCCUUCCCUAGAGAUGGCGACAUCUAUGUGGGGAAACCAAGCCUGGAUCGACCAAUGAGAGCACAGGAACUGCUGGAAGGGAAUAAGACGAGGGACGUGCGUUUCUGGUUUGCCACAGGAGGGGCUGGUUUCUGUCUGAGCAGGAAGCUGGCAGAGAAGAUGGCACCCUGGGCAAGUGGUCCCAGGUUCGAGCAGACCUCUGCAGCAAUCAUGUUACCUGAUGACUGUACGGUGGGAUUCAUAGUUGAGAGGCGACUGGGCUUCUCAAUGGUCCAUAGCAACAUGUUUCACUCUCAUCUAGAAAACCUACUUCAAAUUUCCCCCAGUGAUAUCCCCAAACAAGUGACUCUAAGCUAUGGAUGGUUUGAGAAUAAAAUGAAUAGUGUUGAACUAAAAGGAGUUUUUACCAAAGAUGAAGAUCCGUCCAGGUUCAGGACAGUCCACUGUCUUCUGUACCCUUCAACAAGUUGGUGUCAUGUAGCUCUCAAAAACGUCUUGUCAUGGAAUCAACAUGGCUUCCAAUGAUACAAUAAUCAUGUAUAAAGUGAGAAUUUUAAUGCAUGAACUUCAUAAGGGCCGAAGAGCCAACAAAAGCCAAAAAAGCACGGUGUUCAAAUGAGGAAACGGAAAACCUCAAUGUUUAACUGAGCCAUUAUUGUUAAGUGUAACUUCUGUCUACUUGCUGCACAUUUUGGUUAUGAAUAUGUUUUUUUUAAACCAUUUACUAUAUAUAAUCAAAAUAUUUCAAAACAGGGUAAUCAUAUUUUUAUUCUAUGAUCAGUUGUAUUCAUAUAUUUGCACUGUACACAUUUUGAUUACUGUAAUAUAUAUUUAUACUGUAUGACAUGAAGCACUUAAGAUAAGUGGAUAUCCACUAAAAAUGUUUUGCAAUACAUUUUACAAUGAUUGUUAAAUACAAUUUGUUACUGUAUAAAGACUAUGAAUUAUUUAUUUUAUAACACGAAUGUGUGCGUCUGUGUGUGUGUGCUGGUGUGUUUGGAGAAAGUGCUCUACAUGAAACAGGUUGGCAUAAUCAUGCACCGCCCCUUUAAGACAGGGCUUUGAGAGAUAGAGGGUAUUUGCCCUUUAAGACAGCCGACCAAUCAAAUGAACCAAGCAAUCAAGCGGCAGUCUGUGAGAACAAGCCGAGAGUUUGGUACACCAAACAAACAAACUAGCACAAUUAAUUCCAGUGUGGAUUAUACAAUACAAAUACUAACCCACAAUAGCAUCUCCCGUGAGUAUGUUUGAUUCUUUUUGUUAUGUCUGCUGGUGGCCGAUUCCCCUGUGAAGUGCUUUGAGCUGAGAAGCCAACUGUUUUAAAAUAUUGUCUAGUACUUGCA
Molecule: messenger RNA, 2219 nt
Organism: Pimephales promelas (fathead minnow)
Lineage: Eukaryota; Metazoa; Chordata; Actinopteri; Cypriniformes; Leuciscidae
Gene: mfng
Product: MFNG O-fucosylpeptide 3-beta-N-acetylglucosaminyltransferase
Biological process (GO): pattern specification process
Cellular component (GO): Golgi membrane
Molecular function (GO): O-fucosylpeptide 3-beta-N-acetylglucosaminyltransferase activity
Source: RefSeq, a predicted model, not a curated record